Piliocolobus tephrosceles (Ugandan red Colobus) is the source of this 1282-nucleotide messenger RNA. RefSeq names its product urotensin 2 receptor (gene UTS2R). Gene Ontology annotation, molecular function: urotensin II receptor activity. The coding region runs from base 43 to 1212 and encodes 389 amino acids. NCBI's taxonomy places the organism in Eukaryota, Metazoa, Chordata, Mammalia, Primates, Cercopithecidae. The record is from RefSeq and is a predicted model, not a curated record. Gene Ontology annotation, cellular component: plasma membrane. The transcript has a single exon. Gene Ontology annotation, biological process: blood vessel diameter maintenance; regulation of blood pressure; neuropeptide signaling pathway.
GGCGUGGCCACCCAGCCCUGAGCCGAUCCUGAGGGGUCAGAGAUGGCACUGACCCCUGAGUCCCGGAGCAGCUUCCCUGGGCUGGCCGCCACCGGCAGCUCUGUGCCGGAGCCGCCUGGCAGCCCCAACGCAACCCUCAACAGCUCCUGGGCCAGCCCGACGGAGCCCAGCUCCCUGGAGGACCUGGUGGCCACGGGUGCCAUUGGGACUCUGCUGUCAGCCAUGGGCGUGGUGGGCGUGGUGGGCAACGCCUACACGCUGGUGGUCACCUGCCGCUCCCUGCGCGCGGUGGCCUCCAUGUACAUCUACGUGGUCAACCUGGCGCUGGCUGACCUGCUGUACCUGCUCAGCAUCCCCUUCAUCGUGGCCACCUACAUCACCAAGGAGUGGCACUUCGGGGAUGUGGGCUGCCGCGUGCUCUUCAGCCUGGACUUCCUGACCAUGCACGCCAGCAUCUUCACGCUGACCGUCAUGAGCAGCGAGCGCUACGCUGCGGUGCUGAGGCCGCUGGACACCGUGCAGCGCCCCAAGGGCUACCGCAAGCUGCUGGCGCUGGGCACCUGGCUGCUGGCACUGCUGCUGACGCUGCCCGUGAUGCUGGCCAUGCGGUUGGUGCGCCGGGGCCCCAAGAGCCUGUGCCUGCCCGCCUGGAGCCCGCGCGCCCACCGCGCCUACCUGACGCUGCUCUUCGCCACCAGCAUCGCGGGGCCCGGGCUGCUCAUCGGGCUCCUCUACGCGCGUCUGGCCCGCGCCUACCGCCGCUCGCAGCGCGCCUCCUUCAAGCGGGCCCGGCGGCCGGGGGCGCGCGCGCUGCGCCUGGUGCUGGGCAUCGUGCUGCUCUUCUGGGCCUGCUUCCUGCCCUUCUGGCUGUGGCAGCUGCUCGCCCAGUACCGCGAGGCCCCGCUGGCGCCGCGGACGGCGCGCAUCGUCAACUACCUGACCACCUGCCUCACCUACGGCAACAGCUGCGCCAACCCCUUCCUCUACACGCUGCUCACCAGGAACUACCGCGACCACCUACGCGGCCGCGUGCGGAGCCCGGGCAGCGGCGGAGCCCGGGGGCGCGUUCCCUCCCUGCAGCCCCGCGCCCGCCUCCAGCGCGGUUCCGGCCGCUCCCUGUCUUCCUGCAGCCCACAGCCCACUGAGAGCCUCGUGCUGGCCCCGGCGGCCCCGGCCGGACCUGCGCUGGAGGGUCCCAGGGACCCGGCGUGAGCACGCGGAGGGGCGGCUGGAGUCCAGGCGGGGACGAGCCCCUCCACAGAGCCCCCCACUCCGAAAUCAC